AUGUCAGAUUCGAGAGUCUUAACAGGGCAGAUGUUAGCUUUUGAUAAGCAUAUGAAUUUGGUGUUGGCCGAUUGUGAAGAAUUCCGAAAAAUUAAACCUAAAAGUGGAUCAAAAGUACCACAGGGUCAACCAGAACAUGAAGAGAAAAGAACAUUGGGUUUAGUGAUUCUAAGAGGUGAAACUAUCGUUAGUCUAAGUGUUGAUGGACCACCACCACCAGCUAUUGAUGAAUCAAAGUCUAAGUUAGCACAACUUCCUAUUGGUCCUGGUAUAGGUCGUCCUGCUGGUAGAGGUUUACCAGUCGCACCACCAGGUGCUACCCCAGCGGGUCUUACAGGGCCUGUUCGCGGUAUAGGUGGGCCAUCUCCUAGUAUGCCACCUGUAAUGGCAGGUAUGCCACCUGGUUAUAGAGGUGGGAUGGGACCACCACCGGGUAUGCCAUCUGUAAUGGGAGGUAUGCCACCAGCUUUUAGAGGAGGCGCACCACCUCCUGGAAUGAGACCAAUGUCUAUGGGAAUACCUGGUGGACCUCCACCUUUUUCAGGAGGUGGGCGUGGAAUGCCUCCAGGGUAA
Messenger RNA from Entrophospora candida, 573 nucleotides. The record is from the annotation of a GenBank genome assembly. Lineage: Eukaryota; Fungi; Glomeromycota; Glomeromycetes; Entrophosporales; Entrophosporaceae.